Molecule: messenger RNA, 5316 nt
Organism: Galeopterus variegatus (Sunda flying lemur)
Lineage: Eukaryota; Metazoa; Chordata; Mammalia; Dermoptera; Cynocephalidae
Gene: SNX13
Product: sorting nexin 13
Exons: 17
Biological process (GO): positive regulation of GTPase activity
Cellular component (GO): early endosome
Molecular function (GO): phosphatidylinositol binding
Source: RefSeq, a predicted model, not a curated record
AUCCGAGAUUCUAAUUGCAACUAUGAGGCCUUUAUGAACAUUAUUAAAUUAAGUGACAAUAUUGGAGAGCUAGAAGCAGUAAGAGAUAAGGCAGCAGAAGAAUUACAGUAUCUUAGAUCUCUAGAUACAGCUGGUGAUGAUAUCAACACUAUCAAAAAUCAAAUAAAUAGCUUAUUAUUUGUAAAGAAAGUAUGUGACUCAAGAAUACAACGGUUGCAGUCAGGCAAAGAAAUAAAUACUGUGAAACUGGCUGCAAACUUUGGGAAACUUUGCAUAAUUCCCUUGGACAGCAUUCUUGUAGACAAUGUUGCACUACAAUUUUUUAUGGAUUACAUGCAGCAAACUGGAGGUCAAGCACAUCUUUUCUUCUGGAUGACAGUGGAAGGAUACCGAGUUACAGCCCAGCAGCAGCUAGAGGUUUUAUCAAGUCGUCAGAGAGAUGGAAAACAUCAGACCAACCAAACCAAAGGUCUUUUAAGAGCAGCUGCUGUUGGAAUUUAUGAACAGUAUUUAUCAGAGAAGGCAUCUCCAAGAGUUACUGUUGAUGACUAUUUAGUAGCAAAAUUAGCAGAUACUUUGAAUCAUGAAGAUCCAACCCCUGAAAUCUUUGAUGACAUUCAAAGGAAGGUAUAUGAAUUGAUGCUACGAGAUGAAAGAUUUUAUCCUUCCUUCAGACAGAAUGCACUCUAUGUGCGCAUGUUAGCUGAGCUGGAUAUGUUAAAAGAUCCUAGUUUCAGAGGAUCAGAUGAUGGGGAUGGAGAAUCUUUUAAUGGAUCUCCUACAGGAAGCAUAAAUUUGUCUUUAGAUGACCUUUCAAAUGUAUCUUCUGAUGACCCAGUACAACUUCACGCUUAUAUUUCAGAUACUGGCGUUUGUAAUGAUCAUGGCAAGACAUAUGCAUUAUAUGCCAUCACUGUACAUCGGCGCAGUCUAAACAAUGAGGAGAUGUGGAAAACCUAUCGUCGUUACAGUGACUUCCACGAUUUCCACAUGAGAAUCACUGAACAGUUUGAAAAUCUAUCAAGCAUAUUGAAGCUUCCUGGUAAAAAAACUUUUAAUAAUAUGGAUAGAGAUUUUUUAGAAAAGAGAAAAAAGGAUUUAAAUGCAUAUUUGCAGUUACUGUUAACACCUGAAAUGAUGAAAGCUUCCCCAGCUUUGGCUCACUGUGUGUAUGAUUUCCUUGAGAACAAAGCCUACAGUAAAGGGAAAGGGGAUUUUGCUCGCAAGAUGGACACUUUUGUAAAUCCCCUUCGCAAUUCUAUGAGGAAUGUUUCAAAUGCAGUUAAAUCCCUUCCUGAUAGCUUGGCAGAGGGAAUGACUAAAAUGUCAGACAACAUGGGCAAAAUGUCAGAAAGAUUAGGUCAAGACAUAAAACAAUCAUUUUUCAAGAUGCCUCCUUUAAUUCCAAAGACUGAUUCAGAUCCUGAACAUUGUCGAGUCUCAGCUCAACUUGAUGAUAAUGUGGAUGACAAUAUUCCACUUAGGGUAAUGCUGCUUCUCAUGGAUGAAGUAUUCGACUUAAAAGAGAGAAAUCAGUGGUUGCGAAGGAAUAUCAAAAACCUACUGCAACAACUUAUUAGAGCUACAUAUGGCGAUACUAUUAAUAGAAAAAUAGUUGAUCAUGUUGAUUGGAUGACCUCACCCGAACAAGUAGCUGACUCAGUGAAACGUUUCAGAGAUGCAUUUUGGCCAAAUGGCAUUUUAGCAGAAACUGUUCCAUGCAGAGAUAAAGCUAUCCGAAUGAGGACAAGAGUUGCAGGAAAAACUAAAUUACUUGCAAUUAUGCCAGAUGAACUGAAGCACAUUAUUGGAGCUGAGACAACACGGAAAGGUAUUCUUCGUGUUUUUGAAAUGUUUCAGCACGACCAGUUAAAUAGAAGAAUGGUUUAUGUCUUCUUAGAAGGCUUUUUAGAAUCCUUAUUUCCGCAGUAUAAAUUCCGUGAACUUUUCAACAGACUGCAUUCACGGUCAAAGCAGAUGCAGAAAUAUAAACAGAAACUUCAAACUACUCAAGCGCCUUCUUUACAGAAAAGGUGACACUCCAAUCUAUGAAGCUGGUGUUCAUUUUGUCCAGGACUAAUGGUAUGGACAGAUCUUCUGGGGCUUAACUCAUAUACUCUUGUGACUGCACUAGUCUUUUAGUGUCUCAAAAUAGAUUAUUAAUACAUCCAUAAGACUGUGGUUCUUCUCAUCCUCAUCUGUAAUCCGGCCACUACCAAGAAAGAUUUCCGUGUCUUAAAUGAUUUGGUGCAUAUUUUGCAACAUUGAAAGGAUACUGCCCCCAUCUCAAGCAAGAGUGAUGUUGAUCUCUUCCGUUUCAAACUAAUCAGCAUUCUUCAGCAAUGACAAAGUGCCAGAGUGUAUAUAUGAGAGCUAAGGAAAGCACAAAACAAUGGUUCGCAGAAAAAUUGACUAAUUUGUUUAGCCGUUGGAGACUGUGCAGUGUAUGAUUUGGAGGAAUUUGUUUUGCCUAAUGUUUUUGUAGGUCUGUGUCAGCAUUUUGAUGCAGUGUGGAUUAGCCAGGUGAAUGAUCUUUGGAACAUCAGUUUCAGGUCUGGGGAAAGUGACAGAAUGCCCUUAAAGUAUGAAAUGACCUCAUACCCGAAUUAUAGUUUUGUUACAUAAAAUAAAUCUGAGCAUAAAAUAAAACCAAUCAAAACAGAAUUUGAUUGGAUUUGUUAUUUAUUAAUAUAAAACAGAUUUUAAUUGAUUCUUAUGUGCUUUAAGGGCUCUGUUUUGCUCUUAUGGUACGCAAUUAUAAGUUUUCUUUUGGCAUUCUUUGUGCAAAAAGAAGUGGUGGCUCUCAUUUAAGUUUUUAAAAUAUUAGUUUUAUCUUAACAGAUUACUGAUUAUACAGAAGGGGGUAUAAUUUGUUGGAAGAAAUACCAAAUACAUUCUGUUCUUCCAAAAAUUUGAGCAUUAAAAGAAAACAGUACUCUAUUAAAAGUUACCAUAUGAUUUUAAAUUGUGUGAUCUAGACUUGCCUUAGGUAACUGCAAAAUAGAAAAUCAAAGGAUUAAUGAGCUUAUUAGUCAUGUAAACGUACAAAUUCCUAAUUUUAUUGCAGUGUACAUAUAUGAAAAUAAAUAAUGAAAACAACUAUAAUAUUUUUAAAAAUAGGCUUUUGUUUAUAUUUCACAAAAUGUGAAAUUCUACUCGUUAGUAGGCAAAACCCCUCAGUGUGUACAUUUAAUUCCCUAAAAUAAUUUUAUACCAACAAAACAAAAUAUCUUUUCCGGUUUGGGAGCCUCUACAUUUCCUAGUUUUCUCACUCUCCAUUUUGUCCAUCUCGGAAGUCUUCAUAUCCCUUGUAUGCGGGGUUUCUGUAUAGUUUUAAGUACUUUCAUUGACUAAGGAUUUGGGUGUGUCAGCUUUUUUUUGUUUUAAAAAUAUUUAACACUAAAACCUUAAAAUAGUGAAGCUACUUAUCAGACCACUGAGCCAAGAUCCUGGUAUUAAAAGAAUGUCUGGGUGCUUAAGAUAAAGGGACAGAGUAUUGGUAUCCCAGUUAUUUGGGAGCUUUAAGAUUGGAACAAGAUGUUACUGUCUUGUUUUCUCUUAGAUCCUACUUACAGAGUGAAGUCUAUUAACAGAAUAAAGCCUUCCUUUAAAGCUUUAUAAUAAUAAUCAUAUUUAUUAAUGCUGCUGUGCAUACCUACAGUAUGCAUAUAUUCAGCAUGUGCAUGUUCUUCAGAAUUACAUAAAUGAAAUCCUUUUCAUUGCAAUGUGCAAGUGACAAAAGAUCCUUAGUAGCUCUGAUGGAAGAAAUAAUAUUUCUUCUUCUCUGUGUGUGUCUCUCUGCCCCAGCCCCUCCCUGUGUCCUAGGCUUUAAAAGUGAGGAUGUGUGAAACAUAUCUGUAGGAAGCAUCAGCAUGGCCAUAAGUGCAAUGUUUUUCAUAUAUACCCUUGCCCAUUCAAGUAUAUUUUUUGACAUGAAGAAAUCUAAGAGUAUACAGAAGAAUUCAUGUAAGAGCCCUUUGUGUACAUGUGAAAAAGCAUUUCUAUAUAAAUGUGAGGAACAUUGGCCAUCAGCCAGGGAAAGAAAGGUCAUGUAAGAUUGCAAAUUUCCAUAACAGAGCCCUGCAAGAAAACUGCAAUCAUACCAAAAAUUAUUUGAUUAAAUGGGUUUUUAAAGUAAUUUUUGUUUAAAAGAGUUUAUAUUUCAAAAGCAGAAAUGUCAGAUGGUAGUUUAUGUAAAAAGGUGGUGCAUCAUUAUGCACAUCUAUGUUUUACAUCAGAGAGUGGCAUGGUCAUGCUAAAAUUAGAGAUACUUUUUGAAUGACUUGGUCAAAUUGUGUGUAAAAUAUUUAACCCAUAAUUCAAAUACAGUAUACUAUGUUUAAUAAAGUUAUCACAUUUAAUGCAUUUAUUGCAUAUAUGAAUAUAUACAUUAAAAGGCUUUAUGUCUUCUGAUAUUUGAUUUUUGAAUGUGUUUUUAAGUCAGUGGUGCCUUUAGGCAAGAACCUUCAUAAAUUAAUCAUUCUUUGUUUGGGUUUUCUGAUUUUUCAGUUAACAUGUAAACUAUUUAGAAAACAUCAUAGUUUAUUCACCUAUAAAAUUGAUUGUAUAAUUUAAAUAUACCACUUAGAUGAGCAUUUCCUAUAACUAGGGUGUUCUGAAUAAUUGCUGAAAACAGUUGUGCCAUUGACCAAUGGAUGCACUUGAUUAGCCUUAAUUUUUUUCAAAGAAAAACAUUAAAAACUUUCUUGAAUAUUUCAGUUCACUCAUUUUAAGUUUGUGCUUCUGGGUGUUUGGAAAAAAAUCAGUUAAGUGCUAUCAGAAAGUGUACCAGUUUUUUAAAAAUUAAGAACAAUAUAAAUAUCACAACCUAAAAUUUUAGUUUUGUGCAAUAUUUUUGUUUAAUGCAUGUGUAUUUGAGUAAUUGUAAAAAAAAAAAAUAAAUGAAUUUUUAAUGUUUUGAGAUGUAGUUUAAACUGUCUUCUUAACCCAACAAUUUACAUUCCGUUGUUGCUGCAUCCUUUUAUUUAAGGACUUGUUUUAAAAGUCUUUUUGUCACACCUUCCAAAAUUCGCUUAUUAGUAGUAAAUUUUGCUUAUAGGAGCAUGGCUCCUGUAUUACAAGGGAAAAAUAUAAAGAGCACAUUUUAGGAUUAUAAUUAUUAAAAGAUAACUUGUUCAUAUCAUUGUACAGUAAGUGUCAACUGUGUGCCUAACUGUUCUAUCAAUGUUUUCCUUAAAGAGGAAACAACAAUCAGAAUGUCAAUUAUUUUUAUUGAACUAAAAAGAAUAAACAUUUUAUUUGGUUUGUGUUAUGUUCUGUCCAUUAGAAAAUACUAAUAAAGUAUUAACAAACAUU